Messenger RNA from Eptesicus fuscus (big brown bat), 1731 nucleotides. It is a transcript of the gene GCNT4, whose product is annotated as glucosaminyl (N-acetyl) transferase 4. Bases 267 to 1631 code for a protein of 454 amino acids. Lineage: Eukaryota; Metazoa; Chordata; Mammalia; Chiroptera; Vespertilionidae. The record is from RefSeq and is a predicted model, not a curated record. The transcript has 3 exons. Gene Ontology annotation, molecular function: acetylglucosaminyltransferase activity. Gene Ontology annotation, cellular component: membrane.
GCUCUCCCACCCCCGGCGGAGGGACAGCAGCUGCUUGGCAGGGCGCGCCGCCGAGGUGCUGGGGAAGGCGGGAGCCACCCGCGGCAGCCGAGGGGCCGGGAGUCCGGAGCGCAGCCGAGGCCCCCUCCAGGGCGACCUCAGCAGCCGAGGGGACCCCGCUUCGGGGCUGCCCGCUCUCUUUCCCACCUGGGGAAGGCAUUUCAGAGCCUGUCCUUCGCGCAGUUCUUGUUGACAGUGUCACGAGGAAGUAAAACCCUUAAUGAAGAAUGAAGAUAUUCAGAUGUUGUAUUAAAUACCCCCUACAGCAGAAAGUUUUCAUCCUGUUCUUAACCCUGUGGCUGUUCUCCCUGUUGAAGCUUCUAAAUGUGGGAAGACUCCUCUUCCCUCAGAGAGGCAUUUACUUGGUGGAGCACUUCCUCAGUACCUCCCCUUUUGUAAGGAACAGAUACACCCAUGUUGACAACGAAGUCCGGUAUAAAGUUAACUGUUCGGGUGUCUAUGAACAGGAGCCUUUGGAAAUUGGCAAGACUCUGGAAAUUAGAAGAAGAGACAUCAUCGACUUGGAUGAUGAUGACGUUGUGGCAAUGACCAGCAAUUGUGACGUUUAUCAGCUCCUAAGAAGGUACCAUCAAAAGCUCGUUUCAAGGGAAGAGAAAAGCUUCCCAAUAGCCUAUUCUUUGGUGGUUCACAAAGAUGCAAUCAUGGUUGAAAGGCUAAUCCAUGCUAUAUACAACCAGCACAAUAUUUACUGCAUCCAUUAUGACCAUAAGUCACCCGACACCUUCAAAGUCGCCAUGAACAAUUUAGCUAAGUGCUUCUCCAAUAUUUUCAUUGCUUCCAAAUUAGAGACUGUGCAUUAUGCCCACAUUUCCAGACUCCAAGCUGAUUUAAAUUGCUUGUCAGAUCUUCUCAAGUCUUCAGUUCAAUGGAAAUAUGUUAUCAACCUGUGUGGGCAAGACUUUCCUUUGAAGUCCAACUUUGAAUUAGUGUCAGAGUUGAAGAAACUCAAUGGAGCAAAUAUGUUAGAGACAGUGAAACCCCCUAACAGUAAGACGGAAAGAUUCAUUUAUCACCAUGAACUCAGACAGGUGCCUUAUGAAUAUGUGAAGCUACCAGUAAGGACAAACAUCUCCAAAGAAGCUCCCCCUCAUAACAUUGAGAUAUUUGUUGGCAGUGCUUACUUUGUUUUAAGUCGAGCAUUUGUUAAAUAUGUUUUCAACAACUCCCUGGUUAAAGACUUUUUUGCCUGGUCUGAAGACACCUACUCGCCUGAUGAGCAUUUUUGGGCUACCUUAAUUCGGGUGCCAGGAAUCCCUGGGGAGAUUUCUCGGUCAGCCAAGGAUGUGUCUGACCUACAGAGUAAGACCCGCCUUGUCAAAUGGAAUUAUCACGAAGGCCUUUUCUAUCCCAGUUGUACUGGCUCUCACCGCCGAAGUGUGUGUAUCUACGGAGCAGCAGAAUUGAGGUGGCUUAUCAAAGAUGGACAUUGGUUUGCUAAUAAAUUUGAUUCUAAGGUGGACCCUGUCUUGAUUAAAUGCUUGGCAGAAAAGCUUGAAGAACAACAGAGAGAGUGGAUCAAUUUGUCUUCAGAAAAGUUAUUUAUGGAUAAAAAUCCCACAAUCUCGUCAUGAUAAAAUCAUGAUGGAAACAAGGCAUCUGAUAAAUGGAGUUAAUCUGGAGUUGUAUACUAUCCCAUAUCCAGUACCAUAUGAGCUUAACUUCCUAAUUGUU